GACAUUAUUACCUUGAAGGUGUACUUAAUCAUUCUCCUUGAUAAUUCCUCAUGAACAAACCUAGGGAGAAUGAAAAGGAGUUACGUCAGUUCCAGUAGGCAGUAGCCAUGGCAACCCCGGUAACAUCGCCAUGGAAACCCCGUUAUGAGAUUAAAGUGAGGAUUUGUUUCUAUAAUGCUUUACUCUAAAGCGUAAAUUAUUAUCCAGAUUGAAUAGUGCUGCUAUUGACUCUUCUGGCAGUUACCGAAGUGUCACUGUUACUGCUGUCAAGUUUUGAAAUAAUCAACGUGAAGUUUUAACGACAUGAAGUAAUAUUCUGCAUAAUGGAUUCGUCAACGGAGUCGAAAAGAUCAAGUCAAUACGAAAAGUCCAAAAGCUACCAAGAAGAUAUCAGUUUUGAAAUUCAAGGACAACUUUCGAAAUUAUUUCCAACCAAAAAUCCAUUCCGCAACAAACAUGAACUGUACGCAGAAAAUAGUUGUAAGACGAAACCACGAACCGCACCUUGUGAGAAAUCUAAGAGAUGUGCAAAAAGAAAGCAAAUUCAUAAAUUUUGUGAAAGUGACGAGCUUGAAGAUCCUUUCGGGGAAGCUAAUAUUUUUUCCUUGCCGAGUGCUUUAUUGGACUUUCCAAAAAAGAAAAUUCCAAGAGUUCUCAGAUGUACGCCGUCUAAAGAGCGUCGCGAGAAGGAACUGCUUUUCAAAAUGAAUUGCUAUACGUCACUUCGCAAAAAACGUGAAGAGUUUAGACAGAAUCUUGUCAGGAUGAUCAUGGGACAGGAUGACGACGACACUGUCAAUAUUCCUUCCGUGUGUGCAGGAAAUUGGAUAACUGACGAGGACAAGGAAUUAUUGAGAUACUACUAUUAUAUAACGCACGGUAUAGAUGACGUUCACGUAGGACCGAUGGAUUCUGCGGUGUUGAAAAAAAUUUUGAAUCUCGUACCCACGAAGUGGAAACAAAAGUUUAAAGAUACAAUGACUCAGGUUAUUCAAGAUGCGAAGGACGACUAUGCGAUUAGCGUCAAAAAGUCAAUUGUCGAUUUCGUUCUGCAGGAUCCGAUGAACGAUAUUUUUGAGGACGAUGAUAAGGGUCCAAUUUCCAAGGAAAAUUACGAGAUUAAACACUUCCCACCAGAGUUCGGUGUUCAGUAUAGAAAAACAAGAGUAAAAUUACAAAGGAACCUCCAUCUGUAUCAUCCUUGUAUGAGAAGAACUUUGGAUCUAUGGUUUAGUGAAUUCGAGACAAUGAGGCUCAUCGAUAGGAAAGUUUUGGAGUCAACUCACCAGACAUACGAUCUCGUAGUCUUCGAAUAUAAUUAUUUACAAAUGGCUGAGAAAUCUAGAGACAAAUUGUGCAAUGAUUGGCUUCCGAGAAUAUACAAUAUUUUUUUAACGGGAUACAAAAAGGGUCUGUUACCAAAUGACACGAACGAGACGAAGAUGCGAAAGUUUUACAAUUGUCUUGCGAUAAUAAUGGAAUCUCACCUACAAAGUUUGUGUCUCAGAUCAAUGGAGGAUUAUGUCGACUUUCUUAUGGACGUCGGUACGAGAGGAUCGAGAAAUCAAAAGAUAUAUAGCAAUUGCGGAUUCAACAUAAACGUCGUGAUAAGAAACAAGGCUGUGGGAUUUGAUCCAUCGUUUAAAGCUUUCAUUGAUACAUUGCUGAUGCUUCUUAAUACGCUGUACGAGUCCGUUUCUGGAUAUCCACGAUUAGAGAUGAAAUUAUACGACAUGGAUAGUAGUAGUGCUAAUCCACCGGUAUUGAAGCCCAUAGUUUUGCCAGAAAUUUUGGACGCGCAUACACAAAACAUCAUAGAGCUCAUACAAGAGCAUCGAAUAGGACCGGAACUGCAAGUUCAAGACUUUGACAGAUAUAUCUCCCUGAUAAACGACGACGACGAGAUACUUGUGAAAGAAUUUCUGGCAGCCGAUCCGCCACACACUUUUGAAGAAUAUGGAGCGAUGAUCGGCAAAUAUCACGAACUCGCAAGAAACAUUUCAACUGCUUUUCAUCGUACUUUGUUCACUGGAUUGUACGAAGUUCACCGAGCCCACUUGAUGGAACACAUGGCAAGUGUGGCUAAUGUUCAUAAGGAGUCGUUGCUGAACCAAAUGAUUGCCGAUUACCAACAUAAGUCCCGAGCUAUAGGGGAAGAGUAUCAAGCUAUUGCUGAUCAAGCACUCAGCACUCCUCCGAAUACUGCUGAAUUAAUGGAGCUUACUGCUUUUGUGCAAAAAGCCGAAAACGAACUGGUUUACGAAUUGGAGAACCGUCUUAGGGAAGUCAUGAAAUAUAUUUUAUUUUUAUCGGAUUAUACGCUGUUAACGCCUGUUGAAAUAAAAACGAACAACUUUGCAUUCCAGUGGUACCAUCGCAUGACGUCCGUAUUUGAGGAGCAUCGCAGAAUAAUUUCUAGCAAAACGGGCGAAUAUCAAGAUGCGUUACUCAUGAGAAUCGAAAAAUUCAAGCAGGACUUGGAAUUAUAUUGGAAGCAGUGUAACGAGAUUCAGUACUGGGGAAACAUCGAAGAGAUUUUUCGCUAUAGGAAGAAAGCUACGAGUCUUGAAAAUCGAUUGAUCACUGCUAUGGAAACUAUUGAUAGAUUUAAUGAAGAGGAACAAAUGUUCGGUUGGGAAUUGUCGCAAUAUCCAUUGAGAAAGAAGAUAGCAGACAGAUUAUCACCAUACAAAAAACUGUUCGACGCAGCUUGCGAUUUUUUGUCAAAUUACAACAAAUGGAUGGAGUCAAUGGUUGGUUCUCACGAUCCCGAGGAAAUCGAUACCGAGACCGGUAUAGCCUAUCGUACCAUAGCGAAAUUAGAGAAAACCUUUGGGGAACCAGCAAUUCGAAAACUGGCGGAAACAGUCAAAAUGAAAAUAGAAGAUUUUCGAGAACACAUGUCCAUAGUGACGACUCUUGGAAAUCCAGGAAUGAAAGGUCGUCACUGGGAACAAGUUUCCGAAAUCGUUGGGUUUCCUAUUAAAGUCGAUCAAAGUAUGACGUUGGCUAAAAUAAUUGACUUCGGCCUGGACGAUUAUGUAUCGAAAUUCGACGGGAUUUCCGAGGCAGCAACGAAGGAAAGCAAUUUGGAAAAGGCCUUACUUAAAAUGCAUGCCGAUUGGACUGACAUCGAGUUCACUGUGAAUCCAUAUCGAGACACGGGAACUUUUGUAAUUGCCAGUGUCGAUGAAAUUCAAUUAUUAUUGGACGAUCAUCUGACGAAGGCACAGACCAUGAAGAAUUCCUUGUACAUAAAACCAUUCGAAAAGGAAACACUAGAAUGGGAGGCAAAGCUGCACCUGCUGCAGGAUAUUAUAGAUUAUUGGCUCAAAGUCCAAUCAACGUGGAUGUACCUGGAACCGAUAUUUUCUUCGCCAGAUAUUCAGCAGCAAAUGCCUGAAGAAGGACGCCGUUUCAGCGCUGUCGAUAAAAUCUGGAGAGACAUCAUGUCAUACGUUGUAGCAGAUCCUAAAGUGAUGUCGGUAGUCGAGAUAGAUAAGAUGUUGGAUAGAUUGAAGAAAAGCGCGGGGUUGCUGGAAUUGAUACAGAAAGGCCUUAAUGAUUAUCUCGAAAAGAAGAGACUGUUCUUUCCACGAUUCUUCUUCUUGUCCAAUGACGAGCUUUUGGAAAUUCUAUCGGAAACGAAAGAUCCUACGAGGGUUCAACCGCACUUGAAGAAAUGCUUCGAAGGCAUCGCUAAACUUAGUUUCACUGAAGCGAUGGAAGUAACAAUGAUGAAAUCUUCAGAGGGUGAAGAAGUUGCGCUUGAAAAUAUUAUAGAUACUGCAGCUGCACGUGGUCAAGUUGAAAAGUGGCUGAUCGAAUUAGAAUUCGAGAUGAAGAAAAGUGUCAGGGCUCAGGUGAUAAGAGCCAAGGAUGCAUAUUUGAAAAAAUCUCGAAGCCGAUGGGUGCUCGAAUGGCCUGGUCAAACAGUUCUUUGCAUAAGUCAGCUUUACUGGACCACUGACGUCACUUCUUCUUUCCCAAAAGGGCCUGAUGGCCUCAAAGAAUAUAUCGACGCGUGCAACAAUGAAUUAAAUCAAAUCAUUGUGCUUGUACGUGGAAAAUUAUCCACGCAAAAUCGCACAACUUUAGAAGCAUUAGUCACUCUUGAUGUGCAUGCUCGGGACGUGCUUGUUGGAUUAUGGGAGCAGAAUGUUGAAAAUGAAAAUGACUUUAAAUGGCUGUGCCAAUUGCGAUACUACUGGAUGAAUGACAAUCUGGUGACGAUGAUGAUCAAUUCAUCUCUGAAGUAUGGUUACGAGUAUCUGGGUAAUACGUCACGUCUCGUUAUAACGCCAUUAACAGAUAGAUGCUAUCGUACACUUUUUGGAGCAUUGAGUCUUCAUCUGGGUGGUGCACCGGAAGGCCCUGCCGGAACCGGAAAGACCGAAACCACAAAGGAUCUAGCAAAGGCAGUUGCCAAGCAAUGCGUUGUAUUCAAUUGCUCAGAAGGACUGGAUUACAUUGCACUUGGAAAAUUCUUUAAGGGUCUCGCGUCAUGUGGUGCAUGGUCAUGUUUCGAUGAGUUCAAUCGAAUUGAUCUAGAAGUUCUGUCCGUGGUGGCUCAGCAAAUAUUAACAAUCCAAAGAGCAAUUAAUUCUGGAAAAUCAACACUAGUUUUUGAGGGUACUGAACUCAAAUUGGAUCCAACUUGUGCUGUUUUUAUAACUAUGAAUCCAGGAUACGCAGGACGCUCGGAACUUCCUGAUAAUCUUAAAGCACUUUUCCGAUCAGUAGCCAUGAUGGUACCCGAUUACGGACUGAUUGCUGAGAAUACUUUGUACUCUUAUGGAUUCUACAAUGCUCGUCCACUCUCGAUAAAAAUCGUAAUGGCCUACAGACUUUGCUCUGAACAAUUGUCGAGUCAGAGUCAUUACGAUUAUGGGAUGAGAGCUGUCAAGUCAGUUCUUAUAGCUGCCGGUAACUUGAAACUGAAAUAUCCGAAUGAGAAUGAAGAUAUACUGAUGCUCCGCAGCAUAAAUGAUGUCAAUCUUCCUAAAUUUCUAAGUCACGACUUGCCGCUCUUUCAUGGUAUCGCAUCUGAUCUUUUUCCUAAUGUGGUGCUUCCUGAUCCUGAUUACACGGAUUUGAAUUCCUGUACAUACGACGCUUGUGCUGAAGCUAAUAUGCAAUGCGUUCCUGUAUUCUUGGAGAAAAUUCAUCAGAUUUACGAAAUGAUGAUCGUACGUCAUGGUUUCAUGAUUGUUGGUUAUCCAUUUGGUGGAAAGACUUCAGCUUACAAAAUACUUGCAAAAGCACUGGAACUCUGCGAGGAGCGAAGUCUGAUGAACGAGCAUAAAGUCGAAACAGCCAUCAUCAAUCCAAAAUCUAUUACUAUGGGUCAAUUAUACGGACAGUUUGAUCCAGCAUCUCACGAAUGGAGCGAUGGAAUAUUGGCUGUUAAUUAUCGAACUUUUGCAGUAUCUACAAAUGAAAAUAGAAAGUGGCUAAUAUUCGAUGGACCAAUUGAUGCUGUGUGGAUUGAAAAUAUGAACACCGUUUUGGAUGAUAAUAAAAAGUUGUGCCUUAUGAGUGGUGAAAUCAUACAAUUGGCUCCUACGACCAAUUUGAUAUUCGAGCCAAUGGACUUGGAAGCUGCAUCACCUGCUACAGUCUCUCGUUGUGGAAUGAUUUACAUGGAACCUUCUGCACUCGGAUGGGAACCUUUGUUAAGGUCUUGGAUCCAAACGACUCCUGAGGUAUUGACCGAUUGGUUGAAGAAUUUCAUGAUCGAUAGUCUCUUCUUGAGAUUUUGCAAACCACUUAUUCAUCUUCUACGCCGUGGAGAUGUCAGGGAAAUGUGUCCAAUGCCAGAUUCAAAUCUCUUGCGAUCCGUGACAUAUCUUAUGGACUGUUUCCUGGCAGAUUAUAAUGAUGAAAAAGUCAUUGAAAACCUAACUGAUCUAGACUUACGUGCGCAAAUAGAGGGUUCAUUUUUCUUCUCGUGCAUCUGGGCCAUGGGCGGAACGUUGGAAGCGAAGUGCAGAGAAAAAUUUAGUCUUCUGUUUCACGGCCUUUUGGAAAAGGAAUUUCCAGUAGCUCUUCUAACACAAUUCCAAUUGACUGAGCCAAUUCCACCCCCAAUAAAACCAUACAUAUUCAUAAUGCCAAAGGACGGUCUCGUGUUCGACUACAGAUUCAUUAAAGAGGGUAAAGGAAAAUGGAAACAGUGGUCGGACGAAUUGCUAAAUGCACCGCCAAUUCCGCGUGAUAUACCAGUCAAUCAAAUAAUAGUACCAACCGUAGAAACUAUACGAUACACCAAUCUCUUUCAAUUAUUGGUACAAAAUCAGAAGCCGGUACUUUUUGUCGGUCCAACCGGUACUGGAAAGUCUGUCUACAUAAUAGACUUUUUACUGAAGAAAAACAACACUACCGUCUAUAAACCCCUUUUCAUAAAUUUCUCUGCGCAAACGACUGCCAAUCAAACGCAAGAUAUUAUUAUGAGCAAAUUGGAUAAAAGGAGAAAGGGUGUUUACGGGCCACCUAUUGGAAAGCGAUGGGUCAUCUUUGUCGAUGACGUUUCUAUGCCCAUGAAGGAAACGUACGGAGCACAGCCACCCAUCGAAUUGCUCAGACAAUGGCUAGAUCAUUGGCAAUGGUACGACAGAAAGGAGAUCACUCCAAUUAAGUUAAUUGAAAUUCAAUUAAUGUGUGCCAUGGGACCACCAACUGGUGGUGGUAAAGAUGUGACGCCCAGAUUCAAAAGACACUUCUUUACCUUAACCAUUUCUGAUUUUGAAGAUGACGUAAUGAUUACUAUAUUCAGUAAGAUCGUUCUUUGGCACCUUGAUACAAGAGGGUUUAGCAAAGACUUUGAUCCUUGCAUCGAUCAAAUAGUAUUAGCGACUUUGGAUAUCUAUAAGGAGAGUCUACAGAAUUUAUUGCCAACACCCACAAAGUCUCAUUACCUUUUUAACCUUCGUGAUUUUUCCAGAGUCAUACAGGGUGUUCUUUUAUCCGUUCCUGAAACAAUGCCCAAUCUGGUCAGCAUGAAAAGACUGUGGGUUCAUGAAGUGCUAAGAGUAUUUGGUGACAGACUAGUCGACGACAGUGAUAUUACCUGGCUGAUACAACAACUACAUGUAACAGUCAAAGAAUUUAUGGAAUUAAAUAUGGACGAUAUGUUUAGAGACCUCACCGAUAAUUCCGAAUCUCCUCAAGUGGGCGAUGCCGAACUGAGAAACUUAUUGUAUUGUGACUUUAGCGAUCCGAAGGCAGAUAUUCGUUUGUAUCAGGAAGUGCAGGAUUUGGAAGCGCUUCGUUCGAUAGUGGAAGUGUACCUAGUUGAAUUUAAUUCUAUGACAAAAAAACCAAUGAACCUUGUUCUAUUUCGUUUUGCUAUUGAGCAUUUAUCAAAGAUAUGUCGAAUCAUUAAACAACCGAGAAGUCACGCGUUGUUGGUUGGUGUCGGUGGUUCUGGUAGACAAUCAUUGACCAGAUUGGCAUCUCAUAUUUCCGACUAUGACGUGUACCAAGUUGAAAUUAGUAAACAGUAUGGCAUGUACGAAUGGCACGAAGAUAUAAAGACUGUACUGAAGAAAACAACAGCAACGGAAUUGCAUUCGACUUUCUUGUUCACCGAUACUCAAAUAAAGGAGGAAAGCUUUCUUGAGGACAUCAGCAACAUGCUGAAUUCAGGCGAGGUUCCAAAUAUAUUCAAUGCUGACGAGAAGGCUGAGAUUUGUGAGAAAAUGCGACAGAUCGAUCGUCAACGAGAGCGAACUCAGCAAACUGAUGGAAGUCCAGUUGCCCUUUUUAAUCUGUUUAUACAAAUAGCACGUGAGCAGCUGCAUAUUGUAUUAGCAAUGUCACCGAUUGGAGAUGGAUUUCGCAAUAGGAUCAGAAAGUUUCCAGCCUUGGUUAAUUGCUGUACCAUAGAUUGGCUACAGCCAUGGCCGGACGACGCUCUGUUAGCAGUGGCCACAAGAUUCCUUGGGGAAAUUGAACUGACAGAUGACGAAAGAAAAUCCGGCAUUGAAAUGUGUCAAUUCUUUCAUAUAUCAACCCAGAAUUUGAGUAAUGAAUUUUUGACGCGUCUUGGCAGAUAUAAUUACGUCACGCCAACCUCUUAUCUGGAGAUGAUAAACACUUUCAAAGAUUUAUUAGAAAAAAAACGGAGCGACGUGAUACUAGCUAAGGGUCGGUACGAGGGUGGUCUGGGCCGACUUGAUGGCACAAACAGUCAAGUGCAAGAGAUGCAGGAGACUUUAAAAAAUUUGCAACCACUGCUGGUUACUGCGGCUCAGGAUGUGCAACGCAUCUUAGUUAACGUCGAGAAGGAAAGUACAGAAGUGGCGGAGAUUGAGAAGACUGUCAAAGUUGACGAAGAGGCUGCCAUGGAAGUGGCAGCGCAUGCAGCGGAAAUAAAAGCAGAGUGCGAUGCUGAUCUUGCUGAAGUUAUACCAGUUUUGAAUCGUGCAAAUGCAGCACUUAAUACAUUGACUACAGCUGACAUAGCAGUUGUCAAGACCAUGAAGAAUCCACCAGCUGGUGUCAAACUGGUUAUGGAAACAAUCUGCAUUCUUAAGGAAGUCAAGCCGGAACGAAUACAACAGCCGGAUGGAAAACUAGUCGACGAUUAUUGGAAAGCUUCUUUAAAAGUAUUGGGAGACAUGAAGUUUCUUGAUUCCCUCUUGAAUUUUGACAAAGACAAUAUUCCUGAGCGUGUCAUAGAAAAAAUUCGUAAAGACUAUUUUACGAAUAUCAAUUUCGAUCCGGAAAAAAUUAAGACUGCUUCUACGGCCUGCGAAGGGCUUUGCAAAUGGGUUUAUGCAAUAGCAGAGUACGAUGUGGUGGCUCGGGUUGUCAAUCCGAAAAAGAAAGCACUUGCCGAGGCACAAGCACUCUACAACACUGCUAUGGCUGAGUUGAAUGUGAAACGCGAACAACUUCGGCAGAUUCAGGCAAAAUUGACAGUUCUCGAAGAAGUACUGAGAGCGCGAAAGGCUGAUUAUCAAGCGAUGACUGACAAGGUUGCCGAUUGCGAGCAAAAAUUGAAACGUGCCGAAGAACUGAUUGGCGGUUUAGGUGGAGAAUAUACCCGGUGGUCAGAGGCUGCCAAGGAGUUGGGUGAAAGGUACUACCGCUUGACUGGGGAUGUUAUAAUUGCAUCUGGGAUCGUGGCUUAUCUUGGUCCAUUUACGAUGCCGUUUAGAAUUCAACAAAUAGAAUCUUGGAUAAAACUUUGCACCGACUUGAAAGUCAUUUGUACUCAAGAUUUUCAAUUACGCGAGGUCUUGGGUGAUCCAGUAUUAAUAAGAUCUUGGAAUAUAUUUGGAUUACCCAGCGACUCCUUUUCGAUAGACAAUGGGAUUAUUGUGAAAAAUGCUAGAAGAUGGCCGCUCAUGAUAGAUCCUCAAAGUCAGGCCAACAAAUGGGUAAAGAAUAUGGAGAAGCAGAAUAACAUGAGCAUCAUUCGUCUCACACAGAGCGACUAUGCGAGAGUUUUGGAAAAUGCAAUACAAUUCGGUCAACCAAUAUUGCUUGAAAAUGUUGGCGAGGAACUGGAUGCGAUGUUGGAGCCAGUAUUGCUCAAGCAAACUUUUAAACAAGGCGGAGCAAUCUGCAUAAAACUGGGAGAUUCUGUAAUAGAGUACAACAAAGACUUCAGGCUUUACAUAACAACUAAACUAAGAAAUCCUCACUACUUGCCCGAAAUUGCUGUCAAGGUGACUCUACUGAACUUUAUGAUAACGCCAAGUGGAUUGGAAGAUCAAUUGUUGGGUAUUGUAGUAGCAAAGGAAAGACCAGAUUUAGAAUCUGAAAAAAAUGCCCUCAUUAUUCAGGGAGCUACCAAUAAAAAGUUGCUUAAGGAAACUGAAGAUAAAAUCUUAGAAGUUUUGUCAGUAGCCGAAGGCAAUAUUUUGGAAGACGAAGAAGCAAUAAAUGUCUUGACAUCUUCAAAAGUAUUGAGCAAUGAUAUACACGUGAAGCAGGCAGCUGCAGAAAUCACUGAAAAGUCAAUAGAUGCUGCACGACUUCAGUACACACCAAUUGCCGUGUACUCAACCGUAUUGUUCUUCACAAUUGCUGUCCUGGCAAACAUAGAUCCAAUGUACCAAUAUUCAUUGACGUGGUUUGUUAAUCUUUUCAAAAUGGCUAUCGACAAUACCGAACCCGAUGAAAACAUUGAGAUACGCCUAAAGGAACUGACCAAAUAUUUCACAUACUCUUUGUACGUGAACAUAUGCAGAUCCUUGUUCGAAAAAGACAAGCUACUGUUUGCUUUACUGCUGGUAGUCAAUUUGUUAAACAAACAAGAUAAAAUAUCUAUGGUUCAAUGGAUGUUUCUACUGACUGGCGGAGUGGGGUUGGAUAAUCCAUAUCCAAAUCCAGCACCUUGGCUGCCAAUUAAAUUGUGGAAUGAACUAUGUCGAUUAGACGACGUGUCGGGAUACAAAGGAAUCAGAGAAGCCUUUGCGAAGAAUAUAGAAGCGUGGAAAAAGUUAUUUGAUUCGAAGGAGCCACAAUCUUUGGAUUUACCAGCGCCAUUCAACGAUCUUACGCAAUUUCAAAAAAUGUUAAUUCUAAGAUGCAUUCGGCCUGACAAAGUGAUACCAGCUAUUCGGAACUUCGUGGAGGUUGAACUUGGACCUCCAUUCGUAGAUCCUCCACCGUUCGAUCUAGCCUCAUCUUAUGCAGACUCUCAUUGCUGUGUGCCGCUGAUAUUUGUUUUAACGCCAGGAGCAGAUCCCGCACAAUUGUUAUUAAAAUUCGCAGAUGAUCAAGGCUUUGGAGCAAAUCGUUUAUUCUCUUUAUCACUUGGUCAAGGUCAAGGUCCCAUAGCUGUGCGUUUGAUAAACGACGGCGUCAAGUAUGGUAAUUGGGUCGUGCUUCAAAACUGUCAUUUGGCAAAAAGCUGGAUGAGUACCCUUGAAAAAAUUUGUGAGGGUUUAUUACCAGACACUAUACAUCCUGACUUUCGAUUAUGGUUAACCAGUUACCCAGCCGAACAUUUUCCGGUAUCUGUGCUCCAAAAUGGUAUAAAAAUAACAAACGAACCGCCCAAGGGUCUCCGAGCAAAUAUCAUCAGAUCUUAUUUAAGCGAUCCGAUCUCGGAUCCCGAAUUUUUUGAGUCGUCCAAACAAAGCGAUUUUUUCAAAAAGCUCCUGUAUUCUCUUUGCUUCUUUCAUGCCAUUGUGCAAGAGAGACGACACUUUGGUCCCAUUGGCUGGAACACGCCGUAUGAAUUUAACGAAACUGACUUGAGGAUCAGUGUCUUACAAUUAAAUAUUUUUCUUAAUCAAUACGAUGACGUGCAAUUCGAAGCACUUAAAUAUUUGACUGGAGAAUGUAAUUAUGGUGGGAGAGUCACUGACGAAUGGGACAGAAGGACCUUGAAUACGAUUUUGGCAAAAUUUUACUCCAAAGAAGUCUUAGAGGAAGAUAGAUAUUACUUUGACGCUGAAUCAAAUAUUUAUUAUUGUCCAAACGCAAAGGAAUAUGAUGCCUAUAUGGAGUACACUAAGAAGUUACCAUUGACUACAGCACCUAGUGUCUUUGGGAUGAAUGAAAAUGCAGACAUCAUCAAAGAUCAAAACGAGACGGACGUGCUGUUCGCAUCGACUCUGCUCACUCAGGAUCGAACAGAUCAAUGGGAGCUGAAGGAAAUGUCGACCACUGGACCAGGUGAAAAAUCUGGAGACGACGUGGUUUUUGCAGUGACGAGUGACAUUUUAAAAAAGUUACCACAAGACUUCGAUCUGGUGGCUGCUCUUGAAAAGUAUCCAACGUCUUACAACCAGAGUAUGAAUACUGUGCUGGUACAGGAAAUGGGAAGAUUUAAUAAAUUGUUGCAGUGUAUAAGAGGCAGUCUGGUUAACGUACAAAAAGCUAUAAAAGGCCUAAUUGUACUUUCAUUCGAACUCGAAGAAGUUGUCGGUGCAAUUUUAACUGGAAAAAUUCCAACUUUAUGGAUGCGCCGUUCCUAUCCAUCUUUAAAACCACUGGGCAGCUACGUCAAUGAUUUUUUGGAACGCUUACAAUUCUUACAAAAGUGGUAUGAGAAUGGGCCACCGAUUACAUUUUGGAUUUCGGGAUUUUAUUUUACACAAGCUUUUCUGACUGGUGCCAGACAGAACUAUGCUAGAAAAUAUCACAUACCAAUUGAUCUUUUGGUAUAUGAUUUUGUGACACUAAAGGAAACUGUUUUUCAAACUCCGCCUGAAGACGGAGUAUAUAUUUAUGGAUUAUUUUUGGAUGGAGCCAGAUUCAAUAUGGAUAAAAUGGUCGUGGAUGAAAGCCUACCGAAAGUUUUAUACGAAAACGUGCCACACAUUUGGUUAGUUCCCAUGAAGAAGGAAGACGUCGCUGUGAGGCAAACCUAUACGUGUCCGGUUUACAAAACCAGCGAGCGCCGUGGUGUACUUUCUACUACCGGACAUUCUACAAAUUUUGUAAUUGCCAUGUGGCUUCCAACUGAGAAAUCACAAGAGCAUUGGAUAAUAAGAGGUGUAGCAAUGCUUUGUCAAUUAACGCAAUAA
This is a messenger RNA of Cephus cinctus (wheat stem sawfly), 12491 nucleotides long. Its product is annotated as dynein heavy chain 7, axonemal. Gene Ontology annotation, biological process: microtubule-based movement. Gene Ontology annotation, molecular function: minus-end-directed microtubule motor activity; ATP hydrolysis activity; dynein intermediate chain binding. Bases 324 to 12491 code for a protein of 4055 amino acids. The transcript has 50 exons. Gene Ontology annotation, cellular component: dynein complex. NCBI's taxonomy places the organism in Eukaryota, Metazoa, Arthropoda, Insecta, Hymenoptera, Cephidae. The record is from RefSeq and is a predicted model, not a curated record.